Molecule: messenger RNA, 531 nt
Organism: Dichotomopilus funicola
Lineage: Eukaryota; Fungi; Ascomycota; Sordariomycetes; Sordariales; Chaetomiaceae
Exons: 3
Coding region: 1-531 (176 amino acids)
Source: RefSeq, a predicted model, not a curated record
AUGAAGACCUUCACUGCUUUCCUCACGCUGGCCCUCGCGGGCUCCAGCUUAGUCGCCGCCCAGCUCGGCCUACCCGAUUGCGCUCAAAAUUGCGCCAACAGCUUCCUCCAGGGCGGCAUCGGUAACUGCGGCCGCGACGUCGAGUGCAUCUGCAGGGACAAGAGCUUCCUCGGCGAGAUCGCCUGCUGCUUGGCCGGCGACUGCAACGAGGCCGACCAGAAGCAGGCCGUCGCUGCUGCUGCCAACAUCUGCAAAGCAGUCGGCGUAAACGACCUCCCGACCGCGGUCGCCUGCUCCACCGGCGCAGGCGGCGCCACCUCCACGGGCAAGAGCAGCGCGGCCGCGACCACCACUGGCUCCUCGUCUGGCACUGGCAGCGGAGCCACCACCACCCCGGCGCCCACCGGCACGGCCGGCGGCAGCGGGAACAACGCGAGCUCGAGCAGCACCAACUAUGGCCCGCGGCAGACGGCGGCGGCGGCGGGGCUGGGGGCGGUUGGUGGGAUUAUGGCUGCUGUUGCGCUGCUUUAA